Camellia sinensis is the source of this 795-nucleotide messenger RNA. The record is from RefSeq and is a predicted model, not a curated record. NCBI's taxonomy places the organism in Eukaryota, Viridiplantae, Streptophyta, Magnoliopsida, Ericales, Theaceae.
AUGAAGUCCACUCUGGACGAUUACAAGAGAGUUAAUCACAUCACGGGUCAACCAAACUUCAACACUCCCCCAGAACUUCCCAAUAAGGGAUCAAUGAAUUUGCUUAUCUGGAACUGCCGGGGGGUCGGCAAAAACACCUUCAAGAGAAACAUGCGGGAUCUCAUCCGAAAUCACAAACCUUAUAUGAUAAUUCUCAUGGAAACCAAAGUCACAUUUAGUUCUAUGGGCACGUUCUUCAACAACUUGGGCUUCACUGCCUCGUCUAAUGUUGAUCUGAAUGGUAGAGCUGGAGGAAUUUGGCUCUUAUGGGAGCCCUCACAGGUCAGUAUUAUUGUAUUUGAAGCCAACCACCAAGUAAUACAUGCCACAAUCAAUAGAGUGGAUUACGAGGAAUGGGUUCCUUCAACCGUGUAUGCUAGUCCUAAUCCCAGAAAUAGAGAUGCUCUAUGGGAAGGCAUUGAAGCUAUCUCUGAAGACAUUCAAAGCCCAUGGCUAGUGGCAGUUGACUUUAAUGAUUUUGCUAAUCAAGGGGAAAGAAGAAGUUUCAUCCCGAACACUAAUACAAGUAGGAAUUCGAAAUUUCUUGAAAAACUCAGCAACUUCAACCUCAUGGGCAUGGGCUGUUCCGGUCCAAAACUCACUUGGACCAAUAACCGUCAAGGAUUAGCCAAUACCAAAGAAAAACUUGAUCGCGCUCUUUUCAACACUCAAUGGAUGAACGCAUUCCCUGAAAGUUGUGUCUGGAAUCUUCCCCAAACAUACUCAAACCAUGCUUCGUUGGUGGUCUACAUUUAA